GCAGGCUGAACACGUCAUCACGCAGUGACCACGACGAAGGGCGGGUAAAUUUAAACAAAGUGCUGUUGUGUUUGUUUCACCGAGUGGAGAUCUGACCGUAAUAGAACCCAAAUUACACCGGGACAGGCCGCAGGAUGAGCGAAGGGAUCCCCCACGCCGUGAUGGCGGAGGCGAACCACCUCCAAGCCUCGCAGCCGAGACGAUCUGCUCGGUUUGGUUCUCCAGGAGCUCUGCGGGAAAGCGAGACCAAGAUGGCGCUGGGAGUAAAACGGUCCAUCACUGUGAGGAAGAUCGCCCCCAGGAAAACCGUAGCUAUAUCUGAAAACAACAAGGAAAACACUCCGAGGAGAUCCCAACAGCUUCGGGAGAAAGGGCGAUCCCAACACAUCCCGGAGCCAACGGUCUCAACCCCGGACCGCCGGACACCCACCAUCUCUUCAGCCAGGAAGAAGAAGCAGCGGCAGCCAGCCGUACCUUCACCCGUCCUCCACACCUCCUCUGCCGCUAAGAAGACGCAACAGACCUCCGUACCUUCACCCAUCCUCGCCUCCUCUCCCCCGACCUCCUCUCAGCCCACAGAUGAAGAAGGCUCGAUCUGGAUCCAGAAGGUUCGCCGCUCCUACAGCAGGCUUAGCGACAGCUCGCCCCGCAGCCCCAGAAACAGAGAGACUUUGUUCGGCUUCGAGAAGCUAAACACCCCGGAGGUGAUCCGUAGUCGGGUCGAGGAUUCUAGGACCACUCUAGAGGUUUCUGGGUCAUUCGUGUCUAUGUUGGAGGCCGAUGAACGCUGUCCCGAACCGGACCUGAACAUCCCCGGCGUGGCGGUGGUGAAGGAGAAGAAGAGGAGGAGGAGGAGGAAGGUUCAGCAGAUCGACACCGAGGAUCUGGAGGUUCUGGCGGCCCAGAUGAACGCAGAGUUCCGGGAGGCAGAGGAGUUCGCGCUGGUGGUGGAAUGAAGAGUGACCAUAAAAGGGACAGAUUCAGAACAUCUGGGUUUAUCUGAGUCUGUGGGAGGGUGACACUUCAGGCUCUGUUAAAUGUGCCUCUGUUAUUUGUUUAAAUAUAGUUUAUAGUUUGAAGAAUCUGAUUGUUUGAUUUGAUUUUCCUUUUUUUCUGUGCAGUGUUACUGAAAAACUGUUUUUCUUACUGAAUGGACCGAACUGCAGCUUUGGGUUCUGUUUUAAAUCAAUUGAAUCCAUUCUCUGAGUUCUGUCUAAAUCAGCUGGAACCGGAUCAUGACCCCAUCGUUUAAGAGUUCCUGGAAUGUUUUGUUAGGAGGUUCUUAUGGAACCUAGAUGGGGUUCUGGUUUUCCUUCAGAAUAUUAGGAUUAUGAUGUUGGAAAAACUGUUUAUUCAAAAGACUUCAGAAAGACUCUUUUUUUUUUUUUCCUGCAUACUGUUCUUGGACUCUUAUCUGGCUUUGCUUUCUGACAUGUUUGAAUAAAUCCCGAAUGAAGAAAAUCAGAAGA
This is a messenger RNA of Girardinichthys multiradiatus, 1469 nucleotides long. It is a transcript of the gene cdca5, whose product is annotated as cell division cycle associated 5. Bases 135 to 956 code for a protein of 273 amino acids. The transcript has a single exon. Lineage: Eukaryota; Metazoa; Chordata; Actinopteri; Cyprinodontiformes; Goodeidae. The record is from RefSeq and is a predicted model, not a curated record.